AUGCAUGCAUGCAUGCAUACAAACAUGCGGAUGCUUGAGGUUUCUCAGGUUGUCGAUGCAGCCAUCGCCGCCUUGGGAUCUGCCCUGGGCGUGGACCCCUCGGCUGUGGAGGUUCAGGUGACACAGUCGGCACGACGCCUUGCGCAAGCAAAGAAAGCUACCGGCCGCCGACUUGCCAUCUCCUGGUCCGUGGUUUACCAGGUCCUCGUGUCUGCCGAUGCUGCUGCAUCCGUGUCCGAGGCUGCACAGGCCCAGCGUGCGGACCUGGCUGCGUUCCGAGCCAUCCUCGCCCCAGAGCUCGAAGCCGUCGGGGUGAGCACGUCCUCGGUGUCGUCGCUGGCAAUCUUGGAAUUCGCCGAGGUCUCCGUGCAGAUAGCAGAGCUGGAUGUGGCCCUGGCAAUGCUGAACACAACUUCAGAUCCAGACCCCGCUGCUGAGGACUCUGACAUGGAUGGCUUGGACAACUUGACACUCCAGGAGCGCAGGCUUUCAACCAUCACUGGCACGAGAUCUCUAGCACUUGGUUGGUUCCGGGAGUUCUUUGCCAAGACUUGGCUGGGUGAUGAUAACGUCAGUGUGCCCCCGGAGACGUCCAUCGGAAACUACACGCACUUUCUGGUCUACACAGCUUCCAGUCUCGCAGAGCAGACUACCCCUGCUGCGCUGGAAUUGGCAGACGAGUCUGCGAGCGUCUCCAACGUGACCUUUGUCGAUCUGGAUCUCGAUGCCACCGAUGUGGGAGGGACCAUCGUGUGGGAUCCUCCAGAGAGCCGAGAGCGGGUGCAAGAUUAUUUGGUGUAUUUCGGAGAGGACCGCCUGGGAUUGGCGAGAUCCCAGCUGGAUCAGGCCCUCCCGAAGGGAAUAACCACGCUGCCGCUCUUGCCGGAUACGCCAAAGCUGAAUUACAGUCAUGUGCUGGUGUACACGCGUUCGACGCUUGUGGAACAGACGACUCCGGCCUUCAGCAGAUUGCAAGACGAAGCGCCUGUUGUCCGAAACAUUCGCUUCCCGGACUUGGAUUUAGAUGCGGCAGACCUUGGCGGAGAGCUUUCCUGGUCCACAAGCGAUGAGGCACUGGUAGAGGCUUAUAUGGUGUAUCUUGCAGGACCUGCGAACGGAGCACUUUGCGACCGGGUCAGUGGCGUCGGAGACGGGGAGCUGUGCCGCUACUUCCUUACUAACGCAUCAGCUCCCGAAUCUCAGCUGGACAUAGCACCGGAGACGCCCCUGGCCAACAAUGGCCUUCUGCUCAUCUACUUGAAAUCCUCCCUCGCAGAGCAGACCACCCCCUUUGGGCAAGAAAUCAACGACACCAUCGCCAGUGUCUCUCAGGUGUCUUUCGACGACCUAGACCUUGACUUGGAGCAAUUUGGUGGUAUCAUCUCGUGGACGGAGCCACCAGAACCUGAGCCAGUAGAGGGAUACUGGCUCUACUUCAAGGAUGCAUACAGCCGCUCCCAACUUUCAGUGCUGUCACCGGGAACCGACUCUUUCUCGUUACCUGCAGAGACAAGCUACGGAGGAGGACAGAUUGCAAUUUACACCAGGUCGAGCCUUGUGGAGCAAACAACCCCUGUGGCUGUGAACCUCUCGGACACCAUCGCCAUUGUAGGGAACGCCUCUUUCCCCGACUUCGACUUGGACCGCGGCGACAUCGGGGGCCUAUUCUCCUGGGAGCCACCAUCAGACACGGCCAAAAUCACGCACUACGUGGUUUACAUGGCCAGACUUCACGACAACGAGUCCGAAGAGUGCUACGAAGACGUGGUUCAGCUGGCGGCGAUCACCGGCAGCUUCACCUUCUCCGUACCGGCCACUAUCGAGCAGGUGGAACACGCAGCGCGUCUAGCCGUGCUCGCAGCUUUGCCCGGAAUCGAUCCGAAGAACCUCGAAGUCACGGUCACGAGGACGAGUCGACGCCUCGCAAGCGAGCAGAGUAUGCGGCGCCUCUCCAGCUUCUGGCAUGUCAGUUACGAAGCCGCCGUGUCCCUGGAGGCGGUCUUGACAACCUCCGCGGCGGCGGUGGCAUUGAGCUCGGCACCGGCAUCCUUCGAGACAGUCAUGGCUGUGGCGCUGCAAGCUGCUGGGGUGUGCAGCCUUGUGACCAGCACAAGCCUCUCUGUGCUGUCCUUUUCGCGGCUUUCGGUGGACACCGUGGACACAGCCCAAAUCCUGCAACGCUUUGCGACAGCCGCAGUCGUCGCAGCCAACGCCAGCGGCAAGCCGGACAGUGACGAGGAUACGGAUGCAGUAUCCAACAUCUCGAGAAGGCUGUCUUCGGCCUUCGAAGUAUCCGAUGAAUCCGAUGGCCUUGUUGAGGACUCGGACGCAGUCCAACGGCAGCUGUCAGGUCACAACACUGGACUCUUUUCCUUGAGUCUUAGCUGGUGUCGCAAAUUUGUUGGGAGUACGCUAGAGAGCGACACAGCACUCACAAUUCCUCCAGAAACGCGACUCGCAAAUUGGACACACUACCUGGUGUACGCUGCCUCCAGCCUAGCAGAACAAAGCUUUCCAAGAGCGCUGCAGAUUGAGGAUGAAGACUCCAGUGUUUCCUCGGUGUCGUUUUUAGGACAGGACCUUGACUUCUACGAUUUGGGUGGACGCUUGUCUUGGGAGCCGCCGAACUCCACCGAUCGUUUGGCGGCCUACCGCAUCUACCUCGCCGAGAGCGCCGCAGGUUUCGGCCGAUCGCAAGUGGGUCCCACGGAGCUGGCUCCGGAGGUUCUCUUCUACGAUGUGCCGGCCAACACACGGAGAGAGAACUUCACCCACUUCACCGUCUUCACGAAGUCGCUCCUCGUAGAGCAGACGACGCCUGCAUUCCUGGCCAUUCAAGACGAGGCAUCCCGAGCCAACAACGUAUCCUUCGUAGAUGACGAUCUCGACGAGGGCGAGAUCGGAGGAAAUCUUACGUGGCUUCCCGCUGAAGAUGACUCCGAGGUGGUGGACUACGUGAUCUACCUCGCGGAGGAUCGAUAUGGGACCAACCGGACUCUGCUGGGAAAUGUCAGUCGAGAUGAGCUAAGCUUCUCGGUUCCAGACAACACUCAGCUGCUGAGCUUUACACACUUGUUGGUCUUUGGCCGGUCGCCUCUGGAAGAGCAAACGACUCCUUCCUCAGUGGUCAUUAUCGAAACGAUCGCCAGCGUGACAAACGUAUCCUUUACGGAUUUGGACUUGGACGCUGGUGAGCUUGGCGGCACGGUGUCUUUCGUGCCACCAACAUCGGCAGAACGUGUGGUGAGCUACGUAGCAUACCUCGCGACGAGCUUCGGCGACUCCGCCAGCUAUCGGUCACAGCUGGGAUCAGACAUCGUGGUUGGUGUGGACUCGGAGAUCGCAGAGAUCCUCCCAGACACAGCUCUGGCCAACUUCAGUCACGUCUUAGUUUAUACCAAGUCCAGGCUUGCCGAGCAGACGACUCCCAGUGCCUUUGCCCUGCAAGACAACAACGCCUCUGUGUCCUCCGUUAAUUUUCUCGAUUUGGACUUGGACCUCGGUGACAUCGGAGGGCCUAGCUCAUGGCUGCCACCCUUAGACACCUCACUGGUCACACACUACGAGGUGUACUUCUCCAACAGCACAGUCGGCGAAUGGAGGGAGCACUAUGCUACGCUGCCAGUGGGAACAACAAUGCUUCAGAUUCAUGCAGAGAAGAACUUGAAGAGUGAUGAGGCAUACAUCUCUCACUUCUUGGUUUACACGAGGUCGGCCCUCGUGGAACAGACGACGCCCAGCAGCCAUCGGAUUGCAGACGAGUUUGCUAGCGUUUCGAACAUUUCCUUCAAAGAUCUUGACCUGGAUCGUGAUGAGAUUGGUGGCUUGGUGUCCUGGGAGUCUCCAGACAAGCCAGAUCUUGUAGAAGGCUACCACCUGUACUUUGCAGACUCAGAAGAUGGUUUCUACCGGUCGCAAGUCGACGAAGGAGUGCCAGUGAACAUCACCGCGCUUGACAUCCUCUACGAUACCCCUCGCCAAAACUUCAGCCACCUUGUAAUCUACACAAGGUCUUCACUGGUCGAGCAGACAAGUCCGGUUGCAGCAGCACUUUUGGAUACGUUUGCAACAGUGUCCAACGUCACCUUCGCGGACUACGACUUGGAUGCUACUGAUAUCGGGGGGCCCCUGACAUGGGAUCCUCCGGGUGAUGUCUCCGAAGUGGUGACGUACAUCGUGUAUCUGGCCAGAGCAGCAGCGCCUGGAGCCGCCUGUUCCAACGAGUCUUCCGAGUCUACGGCGGAGAUAGAGGAGGACUUGCUCGAGCUGCUGGACUCUGAUACCAGCGAGAACUAUCUGGCAGUCUGUGAACGGACUUAUGUUGCCAACGUGUCCGUCGGCACCCACUUGCUGGACAUCGCGCCG
Molecule: messenger RNA, 4365 nt
Organism: Symbiodinium sp. CCMP2456
Lineage: Eukaryota; Dinophyceae; Suessiales; Symbiodiniaceae
Source: the annotation of a GenBank genome assembly